This is a messenger RNA of Dentiscutata erythropus, 666 nucleotides long. The record is from the annotation of a GenBank genome assembly. Lineage: Eukaryota; Fungi; Glomeromycota; Glomeromycetes; Diversisporales; Gigasporaceae.
AUGAAUACUUUACAAAGCUUUUUGAGAGUUGAACCUCUUAACCAGAUUACAAUAUCCAGAGUGUUGCAUAAAUAUUGGAAAGAUUGUGGAGUAAAUACCGAAGAAGCGGAUUGCGAGCAUGUUAUAAAAAUUUUGAAAGAGUUAACAGAUGGAGAUAUUGAUGAAAGUCGCAAGCAACAUUUUACGUCAUUGCAAGAUAUAGAGAAGAUACAAUUUAUGUGGAAAGAACUUAAUGCAUUGAUGAAAGAUACCGAUUUAUUCCGACCUAAACAUGACAAACCGAAAUGGAAAACUCGAGCUACAUGUAAUAUUGGUAGCAUGAAGGAAAUUUUACGGCAUCUGCGAAAUGAAUCGCAAACUCAUUUUCAUCUUUUUGAAAUGUUAUGUGAUGCGAAUGUUGAUAAAUUGCUGUGUAAUGAUCCAUUAGUUAAUAGUAUAGUCGAUCUCGGAUCUCCCCGGUUCUCUCUGAAAGAAGAAGAGCAGAAUGUUCUUGCGGGUGAAAGGAGUUCUAUAAAGGGGUUAAGCAUAGGUGCUUUGGUAAGGCAAGUAUGCGCUAAUUUCAUUACAAAGAGGAACGAAAUCAAGCAACGUUAUAGGUUUAUGAUAUUGCCAUCUGAGAAAGUGACCCAUGCGCGUUGGGUUGAACAAGAAUAUGAAAGAGAGCGA